AAAAAAAAGAAAAAAGUGCGGAAGUGUUCUCUAGUCGUUCGCGUGAGUUUGGUGAUGAGGAGGCCGCUUUCACCAUGAACUCAAACCAGAGAACGGUGCAGAGGAUCUGAGCUGCAGCUGCCCGGACGUCUGCGAGGUUGCCUAAACAUGUAUGUUAGAAACUAGCUGAAGAUGCAGGGGGCCAUAGCGCGAGUGUGUGUGGUGGUGGCCGCUGCCAUAUUAAACCAUCCCUUACUCUUUCCUCAAGAGAACACCACGCUCCCGGACCAGGAUGAGGAGCUGAUGGCCCGCAUGCGGGAGCAUGAGGAGAGGCUUGAAAUGGAGCAGGCCAAGCUGGAGAGGGAGCUUUCACAUCUGGACUCAAAGCAGGAAGAAACCGACUCGGAGGGAGGUUAUAGUUGGUACUUUUGGAGCGCUGUGUCUUUCAUUAUAUUCUUCACAAUCGAGAUGUGCAGGGUGGAUCUUACUGACACAGAAAUCCGGCCAGCUGAGGAUGAAGACAUAUUUUCGGAGUGCGGAUCCAUCACCCCCAGGACAAUGGUAUUAGAUAAAGAUGUCCUGAGCAACUUCUGUGACAAAUGCACCUACACUUCAGCCCACGAAAACUGGAGGGUGAGGGAGUUUGUUGAGGGUUUUGCCGAUGAUCUACUGGAAUCGCUCAGGAGUGUGUGCGACAGGGAGGCAGACAUGGAAGUCGGGGACUUUGUCGGGAUUGGAAGCAUGUUCGAGUCUUGGAAGGUGUGCAAGCCUCUGAUGUGCGACCUUAUAGUGCCUUUCUCGCCUCCAGAUCCAUACUCCUUCCAGUUCCACCUGUGGUGCGGCCCCAACAGCGACGUGCCUCCAGACAUGCAGGGCUGUGGCAAAAUAAAGGUGACCAGGUUUGGGGAGAACGAGGAGUGCUGUCUCUGCGGCUCCGCUAACCUGGGAGAGGACAUGCUUUGUCUGUUGCAUAGCAGGAACGAGGCCGUCAAAGUGGACCACAGUCCUGACGAACUGCUUUGCUCCAGGAACACCCCUUUCUUAGCAAAAGAUCAAGUCAUGAAGUGGUUUCAGAUCUCUGUAACCAAAGCGUGGGGACGCAUCUCUCACAAAUACGACUUUGAGGUCACUUUUCGCAACUUGGAUGCCGCCGGUGCUCUGAAGAUCCGAUUCCGCUCAGGGAAAGUCAUCGUAAUGAACAUCAUACCGGUGGUUCAGCUGGAGGAUACAGAUGCUUAUUUUGUCUCACACUUCCCAUCAGAUUGUGACAGCUCUCCAGACCCGCACUGGCCCCUCUCUUUUGCUGUCUACGAGAGGAAUUUGCUGAAACACUUCACUAAACGCCUACCACAAAACUCCUGUCAUUUACACUGUCUUCAGAUUGUUACUUUCCUGCACAGAAAGCAAACGGGACUCACAGGAAAGAGCGCCCUUACUAACUACCACUUUAAGACUGCUCUGUUGCACUCGUUGCUGAGUAGAAGGCCCUCUUUGUGGGGCAUUGAGAGCAUGGAACACAGGCUUCGGGAUGUGCUCGGCUUCUUGCAGAGGGGCCUACAGGAGAAGAGGCUACAUCAUGCUCUGAUUGGGAACCGUAAGGUGCCCAAGGAAGUCCAGGUUCCUGAGUUCAUUCGCAGAGCGGAGCCCGUCAAUCUGUUCAGGUCUCUGGUGCUGCAGACAGAGCUCUACGCAGCCACAGUCAGGCAUUUUCAGGAGAUGUUGAGAAAUGCACUGGUGCUCAUACAAGAGUACACACCUCACUUAUCAAAUGGAGGUUUACACCACAGCCUAGAUGAAAGUCUGUGAGCACUGGCCAUGUUCAGUGUCUGAAUAAGUUCUAACCUUUAGCACUACCAGAUCUUUAAACAUCAUUCAGUGUUACUAAAGGUGAUGUUACUAAUGGAAGGCGCAUAUAUAACAAUUAUUUCAGUUGUAGCUGUUAUCUAGACAUGCACUUGUUUUGCUGUAGCUGCUUUCGUUAAACUUGACACGGUAACCAGUGUAUUGGGAAUAUGGGCCUCCGGCUAAUAAAUAUAUAUAUUUAUUUAUUCAGCAUUUCAACAGUGGGUUCUGUUGGUUGUAAAAUCUAACGCCAAAAAAGUGUAAUGUAAUUUUUUUAAAAGUCAUUCAGUAGCAGUUCAGUAAUAAAACCAGGAGCAGAGGUGUUCAGUAUAUAUCCCUCUGCCUCUCAGAAGAAACAGCUACAAAUCAACUACAUGAAGGAUAAUGAUUGUAGAUAAACAUUUCACCAUUUUAACAGAAAUACCUCUCAUAUUAUGCCAGUCUAAACUGGAUUAAUUUACCAAACAUUAUAGCAAUGUUUUUGCUUUCUUUCAUACUGUUGCAAAUCUGAUGGCAGCUAUUAAGUCGAUUAUUUUUCCAUCAUAA
This is a messenger RNA of Xiphias gladius (swordfish), 2367 nucleotides long. Its product is annotated as inositol 1,4,5-trisphosphate receptor interacting protein. The record is from RefSeq and is a predicted model, not a curated record. The coding region runs from base 172 to 1785 and encodes 537 amino acids. The transcript is spliced from 2 exons. Lineage: Eukaryota; Metazoa; Chordata; Actinopteri; Istiophoriformes; Xiphiidae. Gene Ontology annotation, cellular component: membrane.